ACUAUUGAAUAGAGACACAGAGCAAACAUUUCUGGAUUUCUACUCUAUCAACUUAAUUAGUUUUCAUCAUUUUAGUGCAGCAAUGGGUUGUGUAAAACUUGUAUUUUUUAUACUAUAUACCUUUCUCUGUCAACUUGUUUUCUCCUCAGCGUUACCUCAUUUGUGCCCCGAAGAUCAAGCUCAUGCUCUUCUGCAAUUCAAGCACAUGUUUACCUUUAAUCCUAAUGCUUCUGAUGAUUGUUACGAUACAAGAACUCUUUCAUGGAGCAUGAGCACAGAUUGUUGCUCAUGGGAUAGAGUUCUGUGUGACGAGACGACUGGACAAGUAAUUGAGCUUGACCUCUAUUGCAGCGGACUUCAAGGCAAAUUUUAUUCCAACAGUAGCCUGUUUCAGCUCUCCAAUCUCAAACGUCUUGAUUUGUCUCGUAAUGAUUUUUCUGGGUCGCUCAUUUCUCCUAAAUUCGGUGAGUUAUCUAGCUUGACGCAUCUUGAUUUGUCACAUUCAGGUUUUACAGGUGUAAUCCCAGCUGAAAUCUCUCACCUUAAUAAAUUAUACUUUCUUUAUAUAUCAACUGUUGAUCCGUAUGGGCUUAGACUUGGGCCUUACAAUUUUGAACUGCUCCUUAAGAACCUGACGCAAUUAAGAGAGAUUUACCUUGACUCUGUGAACAUCUCUUCAAUCAUCCCUUUAAAUUUCUCUUCUUAUUUAACAUAUCUAUGGCUUCGACGCACACAGUUACGUGGGGUACUGCCUGAAAGAGUUUUCCACCUUUCUUACCUUUCUUUGUCAUCCAAUUCCCUAAAUGGUCCAAUUCCAUCUAACGUAAGUGGACCCCAAAACCUGCAAAGACUCUACUUGUCAUCAAACUACUUGAAUGGGACUAUACCUUCCUGGAUAUUCUCCCUCCCGUCACUAUCUGAUUUAUACUUGAGGAAUAACUCUUUCAGUGGCAAAAUUCACGAGUUCAAGUCAAAAACAUUGCUUUACGUUAGUCUAAAACAAAAUCAGCUGCAAGGUCCUAUUCCAAAGUCACUCCUAGACCAGCAGGAACUAUAUUAUCUUAUCCUUUCUCAAAAUAAUCUCAGUGGACAGAUUGCUUCAACCGUCUGCAAUCUGAAAACACUGAGAGUGCUAGACUUGGGAAGCAAUCAUUUGAACGGAACAAUCCCACAUUGUUUGGGUGAGAUGAGUGGACUUAAGGUUUUGGAUUUAAACAACAAUCGUCUCAGUGGAACAAUUAAUACAACUUUUAAUACUGAAAACCAACUUCGCAUCAUUAACUUGUACGGGAAUAAACUAAAGGGGAAAGUUCCGCCAUCGUUGAUCAAUUGCAGAUAUUUGGAAUUCCUUGAUUUAGGCAACAAUGAGUUGAAUGACACAUUUCCAAGUUGGUUGGGAGGCCUUCCUUAUUUGCGGAUUUUAAGUUUGAGAUCAAAUAAGUUGCAUGGCCCUAUAAAAGAUUCAAGGACAAACAACUCGUUUGCUCAAAUUCGAGUUAUAGAUCUCUCAUCCAAUGGAUUUAGUGGAAAAUUACCAGUGAGCCUUUUCGAGAAUUUUCAAGCCAUGAAAAUCAUUGGUGAGAACAGUGGAACCCGAGAGUAUAUUGUAGAUGAUUAUUCUAGUUCUUACGCGAAUACUUUGAUAGUUACAACAAAGGGACUGGAUCUUGAACUUCCUCGAGUUUUGACCACAAACAUAAUUAUCAAUCUCUCAAGGAAUAGAUUUGAAGGUUAUCUCCCAAGCAUUAUUGGAGAUCUCGUUGGACUCCGUUCGCUGAACCUAUCUCAUAAUGGCUUGGAAGGUAUUAUACCAGCAUCAUUGCAACAUUUAUCCGUACUUGAAUCUUUGGAUCUCUCAUCCAACAAAAUAGGCGGUGAAAUUCCACAACAGCUUGUAUCCCUCACAUCACUUGAGGUCUUAAAUCUCUCUCACAAUCAGUUCGUUGGAUGCAUUCCCCAAGGAAAACAAUUUGAUACGUUUGAUAACAGUUCGUACCUAGGGAAUGAUGGGUUGUGUGGAUUUCCCCUCUCAAAAGAUUGUGGUGGCGAUGAUGGGGUACCGCAAGCGACAACUCCAGUUGAGCUAGAUGAUGAAGAAGAAGAAGAAGGAGAUUUGAUAAGUUGGCAAGCGGUUCUCAUGGGUUUCGGUUGUGGUCUGGUUAUUGGAUUGUCCAUAAUAUACAUAAUGUUGUCAACUCACUAUCCAAUCUGGUUUUCGAGGAUGGUUGUACGAUUUGACAACAUAAUUGCUGCGAGAAUGAAAAGGCACAAGAAAAGAUAUUAGUGCGUAACUUCCACGUAUUCAACUUAAUCUCUAUCCUUCAUAAGAUUACAUUUUAUUUAUCUAUGUAUUUUCUACCUCCUUCAUCCUUAAAGCUCUCAACUUUAAUUCUUUGUUUUUGGAAUUUGAGGACGAAAUCUAUCGAGUUGCUGGGAUGCAAAGAGAAAUUUUUACUUUUCUAGUUUGUAAUUUUUGUUACAUAUUCAGCCUGAUUAUUAGUUUGCUAAUUGGAAUCGACCACAAAGUAUAAAUAUAUGAAGUUGUCUUAUCUUUUUCU
Molecule: messenger RNA, 2558 nt
Organism: Capsicum annuum
Lineage: Eukaryota; Viridiplantae; Streptophyta; Magnoliopsida; Solanales; Solanaceae
Product: receptor-like protein 9DC3
Exons: 1
Coding region: 83-2284 (733 amino acids)
Molecular function (GO): protein binding
Source: RefSeq, a predicted model, not a curated record